AUGGCUGUCGACCUUUCAGAGGAAGAUCAGGAUGUGCAAGUAACAAAAGACAAAAGACAACAAGCUUUAGCAAAUCCAAGGUUCACGUACUCUGUGAGAAACAAAACACUGGGGAGCCAGCUUCAAAAUGAAACGGACGAUAUAAGAACCCUGCCAAAUGUGUCUUUUAAAAUUAACGACAAAGAACCUAAUGAUUUUGACUUGAAGAAUAAUUCAGCGAGGAAAACAGUCACACUGAAACAUCCUGGAUCUGAUGCCAAAUCCUUAAUACCUCAACAUCGCCCUGAACUCACUGUGAACCAAGAGGAAAGGAGCAAUUUGACUAAUGGAGAGGUGGAAGGUGUAAUUAAUGAUCACGGCCUAGUGCCGAGUUCAGAGGAGGAGCACUCUCUCCAGCCCGGGCUCCGUUUGGAGACGGAUGUCGGCAAGGAUCUGCCUGAGAAGACACCGGGUCGCCCCAAAUGGCUCACCGAAUCUGAGGUCGGUGGGUCGGGGCCUCGCUCUCGCCGCCGGAGGAGCUGGCUGUGGAACCAGUUCUUUGUGAUCGAGGAGUACAGAGGACCGGAGCCCGUGCUCAUCGGACGGCUGCACACGGACAUGGACAGCGGAGACGGGCACACCAAGUACAUGCUGGAGGGAGAGGGGGUGGGCUCCGUGUUUGUUAUCGACGGCAACACGGGCAACAUACAUGUCACCAAGUCCCUGGACCGCGAGGAGAAGGACCAGUACCGCCUCGUCGCCACAGCGACAGACCGACAGACCGGCCGAGCCCUGGAGCCCUCCUCCCAGUUCAUCAUCAGAGUGCAGGACAUCAACGACAACCCGCCCAUCUUCCCCAGUCAAACCUACGUCGCCAUGGUGCCGGAGAUGGCCAACAUUGGCACCUCCAUAAUCCAAGUCACUGCCAGAGAUGCUGACGAUCCCUCGUAUGGAAACAGUGCCCGGCUGGUGUACGCCAUCACUCAGGGACAGGACUAUUUCUCUGUGGAUGCUCAGACAGGCGUCCUGCGAACAGCCGUGCCCGACAUGGACAGGGAGACCCGGGAUGAGUAUCUGGUCGUCCUCCAGGCCAAAGACAUGGGGGGCCAUCUGGGCGGUUUAUCCGGGACCACAACCGUCACCGUGAAGCUGAGCGACGUCAACGACAACCCCCCUCACUUCAGGCGGAGCGCGUGGUCGUUCUCUGUGUCUGAGCUGGCAUCACCGGGUGUGGAGGUGGGCCGGCUCACUGCCGCGGACCCCGAUCUGGGAGAAAACGCCCAGCUGGAGUUCACUAUCCUGGACGCGGAGGAGGCCGAGAUAUUCAACAUAACAGCGAGAAACCGCGAGGGCAUCAUCGAGCUCAACAAGCUGCUGGAUUACGAGACCCGCAACUCCUAUACUUUCUCCGUGGAAGUUGCCAACCCUAUAGUGGACGCCCGGUACCUACGGAAAGGUCCCUUUAAGGACCAGGCGACGGUCCGGGUCAUGAUCCUCAACGCUGAUGAGCCCCCGCAGUUCUCCCAGACUCGGUACCAUCUGGACGUGUCUGAGAACUGCCCCCCUAUCUGCUCUGUGGGCCGGGUCUCUGCCGUCGACCCGGACACGGGACAAAGCUCCAACAUCAGGUACUCCAUUGAUCCACAGUCGGACCCCGAGGCUCUGUUCCGCAUCGCCUCUGACACGGGCUCCAUCAACACGGUGAUGGAGCUGGACCGCGAGCUGGAGCAGUGGCACAACAUCACCGUCAUCGCCACACAGAGGGACAAUCCCAAUCUUGUGUCAAGGGUUGUGGUGGCCAUAGAGACACUAGACCAGAAUGACAAUGCCCCAGAGCUGGACAGGCAGUACUCCACAUCUGUGUGUGACUCCAGUGGCCCCGGUCAGGUAGUUCAGGUUCUGCGAGCCAUCGACAGGGACCAGGGAGGACAGGACACGCCGAUCCACUUCAACAUCCCCCCAGAGUCCAGCUCUGCACUCAAUCUCACCAUCAGGGAAUCUGGAGGUGUGACAGCCAGCCUGGUGCUCCAGUCAGCUUUGGAUCCCCUCCCUGGCUUCUCCUCAUCCUUACUCACCCUCUACGUGCCGGUCGUGCUACGUGACGGCGCCUCGGGUCUGACCAACACUGGCACCGUCACUGUGACCAUUUGCCCCUGUUUGCGAGGGGGCAUGCAGACGGAGGAUAGGGGGAGACAGAGGGACAGGCGAUGGGAGAGGCACAUGGUUUGUCUGCCCAUGCCGUCCGCCUCUCCGUCUCUCAUAUUCAGUUUGGUCACCUUGCUCGCCAUGCUGGCUUGUGCCACCACUCUGCUGGUGGUGUGUGCACUCUCGCUGUCAUUGCGCCAUCAGAAGCGAGACUCCCACUCACCCUUCGAGGAGGAUGAUGUCAGGGAGAACAUCAUAUCCUAUGAUGACGAGGGGGGAGGGGAAGCGGACACCGCAGCUUUUGACAUUACAGCCCUGCAGAGCAUGCACAGAAUGCAGCACAUGCACAACAGAAACAUAUGGUACACCCAGCAGAAUCCGCCGAGGGCCAGGGCGUACAGCUGGAGCCGUAACCCGCGCCCCGGCCUGGCCCCUCAGCAGAGGCCGGGCUCUGCCCCGCUCUACGGGCGCCUCUGCUACGGCAUCCACACGCUGCCUGUUCUCCGAGAUUAUCCAGCUGGGCCACUGGAGGCAGGGCUGCAGUUAACACAGCUGACCCACGGGCUCACCGGAGGUCAUAUUGGCAGUUCCCUUGUCAUCCAGAACCAGAGCACCUUUGAGCCGCUGCUGCAGUCUCCUGAGACGAGCCCUGCUAGUUAUGAAGCAGAACACAUUCUGGCGAAGAGCAAUAUUACCGACAGAAAUGAAAGCAGUGAAGCGAAUGAAGAAGCAGAUACAAAAGAGAAUCUGGAUCAGGCCAAGACAGACCCAACAGAAGCAGUGCUGGCACCAGCCGACGACGCUGCAAAUCUGACCUACUCCGACCCAAAUGAGUCUUCUCUCCAAAGUCAAGCCAGCUCCUCAUCAAACCAGCAUGAGGGGCGGCCGGGGUCAUCGCAGACUCAGAUCAGCACGGGAGCCACCAGCUGCACCCUGGAUGACAUUGAUACUGAUUGCUCCAUUCCCUCGGUCUCAGAGAGAAAUUAUUCAAACGGUAGUCAGAUUCACUCUGUGAACCCUCCUGUUUACCUGACAUCAGACACGUACAGCAUCGUGGGCUCGCUCAAUCCCAACGGCAGGGGGACGUGUAUGAAUGGGACGAGCAGCAGCGGCCUGUACCCAGCGGGGGUGCAGCUACUGAACACGUGCAGUCUCCAGAGAAAGGAUUUGACCCCGCAACCUUUGCCCUUACCUGGGGGCGUGUUUGGCAGCAGCAGAGGCUGGCCGUUCAGGGCGGAGCCUGCGACGGCUGAAGCCUCCAACCCGCAGCCUCUCUGUAUGGAGGACCUCCUGAACUUCCGCCUGAAUCAGGUCACCUUUGACCUGUCACAGCCUCCCUAUGACUCACUGCAGACUUAUGAGUUUGAGGGCCGUGAUUCAAGAGCUGAGUCACUGAGCUCGCUGGAGAGCGACAGGGAAAAGGACGAUGGGCAGGUGGUGGGAGGGAUGGAGGAGUUGAACCAGAAGUUUCAGAGGCUGGUGGAGAUCAUCCGAGAGAGGGAGAGGGAGAAGGAGGCGGAGAGAGGAGAGAUGGGGGCGGCUGAGGAAGCUGAGACCGCAGAGGCCGCUCUGAGCGAGCCUCACAAACAGACAGAGAACCAGAAAAAGGAAAUACAGAGAUGGGAUUUCUAGUCUGCAAAAAAGGAAGAGGUUGAAAGAGGAGCGCUCUGUUGACAGUGAUAGAUUUUAAACACAGCAGGAGGGGAGAAGUACACGUCCUCCGACGGGAACCCUCUUGUUUUUCCUCCCUGCCAGGAAAUAUCCAUGAGGCUGACAGUAGGUCGAGGAGCCGCGGUGGAAUCAGUGCACAGCGUAUAGUUUUCACAUCCACUAUGUUUAGAAGAUGCAUAUGGAAUCUGUCACUUUUCACACUUGUGUAACUGAUAUUAAUAAUGCACUUGGGCUUUCAAAGCGGAUGUUAUGAAAAUUUAACUUUUUUUUUUUUAAAUAUUGAUUCUGAGCCCUGAAAGCUGCAUUGUUAGAAAAUAGGCCUCGUUAAAAAUGGAGUGGAAUUGUGAAAUUUAAUAUUGAUAGUUUAUUAGGGGCCCACUCACGAUGCCUCUUUGGAAUCUGAAUGGAACAUUUGCAUCUGAGCGGGAGAGUGUUAGAACCACACAAGCGCUCAGCUCUGUGGGUCGACUCCGCCAUGUGUUCACCGAGACUCUCCAGGAAACAUGACUCUCUACGUUUGUAUACUGGAGCUCUGUAGCGAGGGUACGACUCCAGAGUGUACUCUCCAUUACUGUAGCAGAAUCUGCUCACUAUGCAAUUUGCACACAGAAAUGAUUAGAAUGUCACUGUUGAAGACUUGUGCACUGUUGUGAACGGUGAGUAA
Molecule: messenger RNA, 4459 nt
Organism: Platichthys flesus (European flounder)
Lineage: Eukaryota; Metazoa; Chordata; Actinopteri; Pleuronectiformes; Pleuronectidae
Gene: cdh24a
Product: cadherin-24
Exons: 13
Coding region: 1-3756 (1251 amino acids)
Biological process (GO): cell morphogenesis; adherens junction organization; multicellular organism development
Cellular component (GO): plasma membrane; adherens junction; catenin complex
Molecular function (GO): cadherin binding; calcium ion binding
Source: RefSeq, a predicted model, not a curated record